AUGGGCCCAGAGGGGUCGUCGGGUGCGGAACAGGAGGGGUCGUCGGGUGGAACAGGAGGGGUCGUCGGGCUACCGAACAGGAGGGGUCGUCGGGCUACCGAACAGGAGGGGUCGUCGGGCUACCGAACAGGAGGGGUCGUCGGGCUACCGAACAGGAGGGGCCGUCGGGCUACCGAACAGGAGGGGCCGUCGGGCUACCGAACAGGGGGUCGUACGGAAGAGGAGGGGCCGUCGGGCUACCGAACAGGAGGGGCCGUCGGGCUACCGAACAGGAGGGGCCGUCGGGCUACCGAACAGGAGGGGCCGUCGGGUACGGACCAGGAGGGGUCGUCGGGCACGGACCAGGAGGGGUCGUCGGGGUACCGAACAGGAGGGGCCGUCGGGGUACCGAACAGGAGGGGUCGUCGGGGUACCGAACAGGAGGGGUCGUCGGGGUACCGAACAGGAGGGGUCGUCGGGGUACGGAAGAGGAGGGGUCGUCGGGGUACGGAAGAGGAGGGGUCGUCGGGUACGGAAGAGGAGGGGCCGUCGGGGUGCGGACCAGGAGGGGCCGUCGGGGUACCGAACAGGAGGGGCCGUCGGGGUACGGAAGAGGGGCCGUCGGGUACGGACCAGGAGGGGCCGUCGGGGUACCGGCCGUCGGGUACCAGGAGGGGCCGUCGGGGUACGGAAGAGGAGGGGCCGUCGGGGUACCGGACAGGAGGGGCCGUCGGGUACCGGACAGGAGGGGCCGUCGGGGUACCGGACAGGAGGGGCCGUCGGGGUACCGGACAGGAGGGGCCGUCGGGUACCGGACAGGAGGGGCCGUCGGGGUACGGACCAGGAGGGGCCGUCGGGGUACGGACCAGGAGGGGCCGUCGGGGUACGGAAGAGGAGGGGCCGUCGGGGUACGGAAGAGGAGGGGCCGUCGGGGUACGGAAGAGGAGGGGCCGUCGGGGUACCGGACAGGAGGGGCCGUCGGGGUACCGGACAGGAGGGGCCGUCGGGGUACGGACCAGGAGGGGCCGUCGGGGUACGGACCAGGAGGGGCCGUCGGGGUACGGAAGAGGAGGGGCCGUCGGGGUACGGACCAGGAGGGGCCGUCGGGGUACCGAACAGGAGGGGCCGUCGGGGUACGGAAGAGGGGCCGUCGGGGUACCGGACAGGAGGGGCCGUCGGGGUACCGGACAGGAGGGGCCGUCGGGGUGCGGGCCCAGAGGGGCCGUCAGGCUGAGGGCCCAGAGGGGCAGUCAGGCUGAGGGCCCAGAGGGGCAGCUGAGGGCCCAGAGGGGCAGUCAGGCUGAGGGCCCAGAGGGGCAGUCAGGGUGCGGGCCCAGAGGGGCAGUCAGGGUGCGGGCCCAGAGGGGCAGUCAGGGUGCGGGCCCAGAGGGGCAGUCAGGGUGCGGGCCCAGAGGGGCAGUCAGGGUGCGGGCCCAGAGGGGCAGUCAGGGUGCGGGCCCAGAGGGGCAGUCAGGGUGCGGGCCCAGAGGGGCAGUCAGGGUGCGGGCCCAGAGGGGCAGUCAGGGUGCGGGCCCAGAGGGGCAGUCAGGGUGCGGGCCCAGAGGGGCAGUCAGGGUGCGGGCCCAGAGGGGCAGUCAGGGUGCGGGCCCAGAGGGGCAGUCAGGGUGCGGGCCCAGAGGGGCAGUCAGGGUGCGGGCCCAGAGGGGCAGUCAGGGUGCGGGCCCAGAGGGGCAGUCAGGGUGCGGGCCCAGAGGGGCAGUCAGGGUGCGGGCCCAGAGGGGCAGUCAGGGUGCGGGCCCAGAGGGGCAGUCAGGGUGCGGGCCCAGAGGGGCAGUCAGGGUGCGGGCCCAGAGGGGCAGUCAGGGUGCGGGCCCAGAGGGGCAGUCAGGGUGCGGGCCCAGAGGGGCAGUCAGGGUGCGGGCCCAGAGGGGCAGUCAGGGUGCGGGCCCAGAGGGGCAGUCAGGGUGCGGGCCCAGAGGGGCAGUCAGGCUGAGGGCCCAGAGGGGCAGUCAGGCUGAGGGCCCAGAGGGGCAGUCAGGCUGA
Molecule: messenger RNA, 1983 nt
Organism: Oncorhynchus nerka (sockeye salmon)
Lineage: Eukaryota; Metazoa; Chordata; Actinopteri; Salmoniformes; Salmonidae
Product: collagen, type I, alpha 1b-like
Exons: 2
Coding region: 1-1983 (660 amino acids)
Source: RefSeq, a predicted model, not a curated record